AAAAUAUUCAUCAAAUUUAUCUAUUUAUCGGGAUAAAUUUGGAGAAAAUUUAGUUUUCUCAUGGGCGAAAUCGAAGAGAGCUCACAAUCAAUCUCCCUGUCUAGCUGCACUCCCAUCGAAUUGUCUAACAACGAGAGAGAGGACCAUACGAGAAUUACCUCCCGUAGAGGAUUAUGUGUGAUAAACCCUUCGAUCGGCCGUCUAAUUCUGAGAAGACUGGUUCUGCAGAUCGGAAGGGCUUACCAUCGACACAGAUCUAAGCUUGAGAUUACCAUGGUAUGGCGAGUUCAGAGCAAGACGAGAAUGCAAUUGAGUAUACUGUUUGAGGAUUUAUGAUUCUCUUAAAGACAUUGCUUCUGAGUAUAAAGUUUACGGGCAUAUAGUGUUUCGUAAGAUUAAAGGUCUGUUUGAUAUACAGACGGUGUGAACGUUGCUGUAUCUCGUCCGCUAAUAUCAGGCACCGUAGAGCAACC
Messenger RNA from Thlaspi arvense, 473 nucleotides. The record is from the annotation of a GenBank genome assembly. Lineage: Eukaryota; Viridiplantae; Streptophyta; Magnoliopsida; Brassicales; Brassicaceae.